Molecule: messenger RNA, 1986 nt
Organism: Mycena citricolor
Lineage: Eukaryota; Fungi; Basidiomycota; Agaricomycetes; Agaricales; Mycenaceae
Source: the annotation of a GenBank genome assembly
CACGAUUAAGCUCUUGUGACCUACCUACCCCUCCACCCAAGGGGCAACGGACCCAAUUCUACCGGCUAUUGCUCAUAUCACCCCCAUCUAACACAGUCGACCCACGCCCAGAGCGCACAUCAUCGCUCUCAUCUUGCAUGAUGUUCCAUAAUCCGAAAACACAAGAAGUGAACAGAUUCUCUGUAGAACUCUGCCAGGCUCGAGUCCUGCCUAGAACACAUACUCUCCCGUCGACUGUCCAUCACUCGGGCUGCUCCGGACAUUCAAUCAGUCCAGAGCUAGAACCAGGCCCCUCCCGUGGCAGCUCAGAGUAUGCUGCGGGGAAUGAAGUGUCUCUGCAACUGUAUGCGAGCACGAUUCUCUCGAAAGCAUCCGUUUACGAGCCGAUUGGAGCGAGCUUUCUCAACUGUCCGCAUCCCAUCGAAGCAGAGGUCCUCUGAAAUUCGAAGCAGACCCAAUUUCUCAUAUAAGCGCAUUCAUCGAGUGUGCGAUGGAUCGCCUUACUCAACAUGAGCUCGUCUCAAAUACCAGCACUGACAUCGAACGAGCUUGAGCAGCUCUUCGUCCUCAUCAGUGAUGCUCAGCUCACCAAUCAUCUCGCAGAUCGAACUCGUCUGGAAAAGUCGGUGGAAUUUGUCAAGUAUAUUCUACAUAUGGGUGCGUUUUUGACCUUUCCCACCAUCGACUCAAUCAAAGUUGAAGCGCAUCGAGAUUCGAUACUUCGGUCUGAUCGUAUUUGUGUAAAUCACGUCCUCCCUGACAUCUCAACCGAGCAAAUGGCUGACGGAAACUUCAGGCCGAAUCUUCUCAUGAUGCUUCGCCCGCCACAGUCGGACAAAGCUCAAUCAGUGACUUCGACGACGAUAGUGGUCUCCACCGAUGUGAUUCUUGCAUUACGCGUCUGGAUCCUUUUCGCGCGUCCAUCGCGAAUGAUUGGCUUCUUCGUGGGGUUAAUUGUCGCGGAAUUUGCUGCUCUCUUGGUUGUCGGUGUCUACACUAUCAGAGACCUUGGCGUGUUUAUCCAGAUCGAGUGGGUGGCUUUCAGUUUGGCGCGUUUGAUGUCCGAAAGAUUGACUGCUUUCAAGUCCAUUGCAUGGAUGCUAUACUGUCAUAGUCCCGCGAACGCUCGCAUACUAUGCCCUCCCCCCCUUCAUCGUCGUGAGUUUGAGCCGCUGUUGAUCCUUGGCAUGCAUUUCACACUAUGCGGAAAGUCUUCCUGUAUGUUCGCAAUGACGCUUUACAAGUGCCGCGACACGGCGAUGUCACCGGGUCUCAUCAAGACACCCGUCAUACAGAUAUUCCUCAGAGACGGGAGUUAUUGGUUUCUGGCCGUGCUGCUUUUGUCGUUGUCUGAACUGCUCAUCUGGCAUAACGCACGCCCCAGUCUCGCCCAGAUUCCGAUUGUCCCGGGAACGGCGUGCAUUGCAAUUAUCGGUGCCCGCGUUGUUCUCAACAUCAAGAACCUAGCCCGGACCAACAACGGGAGGGACUCGAGUCAAACUUUGACACAGACGUCGGUCAUGUGGUAUCAUCCGAGGAUGCCGACCCGCCCGAAGAUCGAGACCACGCCUUGGUAUCUCAGGACGAAUUGAGGAAGUCGCCGAUUUAUUCACGGGGCACAUUAAUGUCCGACGUAGAGUCAGGUGAUGGUUCGGAAUUUAUACCUAAAACUAAGAGUUAAGUCAAGUGUAACAAGAGGCAACAAGCUGGUAACGAGAAAAUAGAGCAAUGUCAUUGGCGAAACGUGACAGGCCCGACGGGAGAGAGUGAUGCGAGCGGCCACGGGUGGUUCCCAUGGCAUGUGGGCGGCCCGCAGGCCCAAAGAUUGGCCAAUUAGCAUGACCUCAAGCGAGGGUGACGAGUGGAAUCUCUCCGUUCACUCUCUUCACACGGGUGCCGGCUUGGCUAUUAUACUUGAGGUCUGCGUGUCUAUUCUUACCUCGUGCGCAGUCUGACCACCGGCGAGUUUGGCGAGCAGGAUCCCCU